This is a messenger RNA of Physella acuta, 914 nucleotides long. RefSeq lists its product as uncharacterized. NCBI's taxonomy places the organism in Eukaryota, Metazoa, Mollusca, Gastropoda, Physidae. The record is from RefSeq and is a predicted model, not a curated record.
GUCAAUUCGUUCCUGUCGUGGCCAGCGUGGAUCCCACUGUCCAGACUUGCCCUGGGGACCUACCUGGUGCACCUGAUGGUCAUGAUGUACUUCAACAACAACGCCAGGACAGUGGAGUAUUUCACGUACAAUCUGGUGCUUGAAAGAUACGUUUCCGUCUUUAUCAUAUCGAACGCUCUAUCGCUGAUUCUCUCCCUUCUGAUUGAAACCCCUGUCAGAAACCUCAUCAAACCCUCCAAAAAACCAACCAACAGCACCGCCACCUUGCCAGAUACGCAGCACAAAAACCAAAUCUCCAGGCCAAAAUCCACGACUCACGAGACGUCGUUCAUGCCGGUUAAGAGUUUCGGUCCUGACGUAACAGACGGCACGGCUGUUGUGCUUACCGAGAUAAGAGAGCUGCAGCAGCAGACGUCACAUCCGGCGACGGGCAGACGAUUAUCUUCGAGACACGAAGGGUACAGCAACGACGGAUUUCUUUCUGAGAACCCUUACGUGGAUAUUUCUCCCAUCAAAGGCCUUCACAAUCUUAGGUCCAUAAAUAAAUAAACGUUUGGAAAAAAUUAGUUGGAUAAAUUACUUACUUGUUGGAGAGGGGUGGGGGUGGUGGAUAGGUUAAAAACCUAACAUUGUUUUAAUAUGAAUUUGUAAUUGUUUAUCUAUGCAAUAAAUAAAAGAAUAGGAAAUUAUUUUUGGUACUUAUUUAUUAACCGUACCUUGAUAUUCAUUUAGGCCUUGAACGAAUCCAAAAGGGUACGUGUAUCCAGAAUACAAAUAUGAGUAAUUAAUAGCAUAUUGUUUUUAAAAAGGUGUUUAAUAAACCUUUUUUGUAUUAAAAUUAUCAAGUUUUAACUAGUGUGUACAAAGUUGUGCUCUAUACACGCAGACACAAUGGAUUAAACUCAAUCUUUUAA